AUGGUUUAUGAGACUUCAAACCACAGAGUUCUGGUAUUUGAGCUGAGUGGAAAAAUUUUAACAAAAUCUGGAUCAAAAGGAAAUUCUAAUACUAGUCAUAAUGCAUCAUGUCCCUACUUCAAAAACUGAUUGAUAGCUUGUUUAGUUAAAGUUUGAAUGUGUACUUUCAAGUGCUAAGUUGUGAGACUGCAUGAACUUUGAGACAGAAUAACAGAAGAAACCCAUGCUUUAUUCCUUUUAAACCCUUUACACCUUAGCAUCAGUAUGCAUAUUCUCCACACUGUUCUUUAUACAUUUCCUAAGGCACUGACAAGGAGAAUUUGUUUGCUGAUCUAAAGAUUCUUUUCAUGGUGAUCAUUCACUUUAUUCUCAUGACCUUAAUGUGUGAUUAAGGGCUGAUAUUGUAGGGAGAAAUAAGAAGGUGGUCAAUCUUAGGUUUUAAAGGGUUAAGUGGAUCCAUCAUUCUUAUUUUCAUCAAGCGCCCUAAACAACCACCAGGUGAGUCCUCCUAUCAAUUGACGGUGGAUGAAGGAUGGUGGAAUUUGCAGUGAUGCUCAGUUGUUAUUUAUCAAAUCCAACACUGUGAUAUGACAGUGAUCUAAAUCUUACAGAGUGUGUUGUUUGUUUUGUUUAGGCUCCCAUGGGCAGAGUUACAUGAUUGAUCAAGUUGUUGUGGUUAUGCUGUUCAAUGAACCUUUGUGCAAAGUCAUAGAUGCUUGGCAUCCUUGUCAGAGUAAAAAUUUACCUAUGUUUUAAGUUUUGACAAUCUAUUCUUUUACGUCUGCUCUCUAAUAAGUAACUGGAAUUUUUCUUUUUAAUUCCACACUUCAAUUGGGUGGAUAGCUCAGUAUGUUUUGCUAUCACUGAUCUGCUAGAUAGGGAUUUAUUAAUUUUGUAGAAUAGCCUCAUACAGUGUAUGCCCUCUAUGCAACUGGGGCCUGUUCUGUAAGACUAUGACACUCAGCUCUAUUGAAAUGUUGUAACUUAAUUUCACUGUGACGUUGGAUCACAAUGUCCUCCAUUGACCCAUAGGACUUGCAACAAAGUGGGAUACAACCAAAACAUCCUACAAUUAAUCUUAAAAAGCAUGGCAAAAUCAGCUACUAGAAGCCGAGGUUUGACUUUUUUUGAAAUAGUAAUAGAGAUCAGUUACUAAUGACACUUCUCUCUUGUUUUGAGAGACACUCUCACCUUAAAUGCACAGGAAUGCUUGACUAUAAAACUGAUAUGAUAUCAUUUACAACUUUACCCCUGAUUAAAAGAUGAUAAAAAGGCAUUUAAUUGUCACAAUGUACUUACAAAUUCUUUUCCCUCAAACAGGUGAUGCUGAUUGACUCCAAUGCUCUGCUUGACACAUUGGAAAAUUACCUCAGAAAACAUAGGUAAAUGUACAUAGAUGAUCUCUGUAACAUCUGUUGAUUUUUCCUACUGAGUUCCUUAAUGUCUAAGUGCCCUGAACCCUUUCACUCCCAAGAUGAAAUGAUCAAUUCUCUGCUCUGUACUUCAAACAUUUAUAACAAGUUUGGCUUUGAUAAUAUUUUGUCAAUUAAAACAAAUGAAUAUACCCAAGUUUAUGUCCUCCUUUCUUUCUCAUCACCCUUUUAUUUGAAUUUGUGUUAAUAUUGUAAGGAGAAAUUUCUUUUUGGUCACACUAGGGAGUACAUGUACAUGUGCAUGUUUUUUUUACCAUGUAACUCCUUUAACUGACAUAUUUUAUGUAUAUAGUAUGGUAAUGCUGUUCUACUUUCAACCAGGAGACACAUGUGCAGUGUUCAGAUGAAAGUUGUUCACUUGAAGUUCAUCAUGAUAACUUAGCUCAGUGUAACUUAUUUGUUGUUGUUGUUGUUGUUGUUGUUGUUGUAGAUUUUGUACUGAAUGUAAAUCGAAAGUUUUGAGGGCAUACAGUAUUCUGGUAGGAGAUUUGGAUGGGCCGAGUGAAAAGGGGUAGGUAUGAAGUGAUGUAAAGACAACAAUAUACCUGUGAGAGUGCUUAAUUUCCUUAGACCUGUCGUGUUAGAAGUUUGGAUGGUUUUUUGGCCUUGCUAGGGGAUUUUCUCCAGGAUUCUCAGGUUUCCUUUCUUGACAAACCAGCCUAUGGUGCAGGUGUCUUAAUAGGGGUCAACAUUACAAGUUUGCAAUCAGUUAUUCCUCUGUCCAUGUUUGGUAUAGCACUAGAGUGGACAGAAGGGAGGCCUCUCCUUUCUUUUGACUGUUGCUCACCCCCUUGGUACAAUUUGUUUUCUCUCCCCAGCCUUUCCACUGCUGUAAAAGUCAAAGACAGCAGCUUAAUUUUCACCAAGAAAAUACAGAGUACUCAGUUGCCAAAACUAUACCUGCUCUGCAGGCUAUUGAAAACCUCAUAAGCAAAUUGAUAUGUUCUGUGCUUUUUUGAAACAUCUCAUAGAUUAACAAGCAAUUUUUCUUUCCUGACUCAUCUAGUUACUGUGCUACUUUGUAUGAUGGUCUUAAAAGCUGUCUUCAAGACCGUCAUGUCCAUGUACUGUGUGAUACAGACUACAUUGCACAUUUAAUUGGACGGGCAGAACCAGAGCUGUCUGGAGGGUAUGCUAUAUACUUGCAUCCUGUUGUAGCUCAUGACAGGGCUUUUCAAAGGCAUCAUUAUUUUUUAUGUGGUUCUGGCCACCUACUUUUUGCUUUUCAUUUAACUUGGUUUUAUACAAGAAAUGAGGGUGAUUAGUAGAAAUGAAAAGCUUUUCACUCAUGGGAGCUUUAAGGAGCUCUGUCACUAUAGGUUGUUUCCUGUAGUGUGAUAUUGCUAUUGGGUGGAAGAGUGUAAGGGUCUUAUCCCUUCCCCCUGUGUGCAGGGGAAGAAGUGGUAAUUUAUCAUAAUCAAAAGCUACGAAUGCUUAAAAAUGCCUGUAAGGCAUCAAUGAGAAGCUCCACCAACCCCUCUCUCUAGAGAGAACCUUGCUUAAAGCACUACUUCUUUUAGAUUCUUUCCUGAAUUUUUUCUUAACCCUUUACAUCAGCAUGUAUAUUCUCCAUACUGUUCUUCAGACAUUUCCUACGGCUCUGACAAGGAGAUUUAAGUUAAAACUCAAGAGCUUUUCAAAUUGAUGAGCAUUUCCUCAAUUUUUCUUGAGCUUAAUGUUUGGUUUAGUAGUGAUACCUUAGUGAGAAAUUAGAUGCUAGUCACCCUCAAAGGUUAAAGGGUUAAGAGUGUGAUGUAUCGCUAAAGUAGGUUCAAAACACUUUGUUAACAGAGUACUAGCUUCGAUUCAUAAGUUUGUCUUGUAUUUGUUCAAUCGGUGCUCUAUGUCGGAGGAUGUUCUUUCCACUUACCGAUAUCGUUAAUUCCCUAAAACUACUUUUCCGCAACAAGGUUAGCUGGUGGUUAGUAUCGCUGAGGCUUCUUUCCGUACUAAUUUAAGCCAUUUUGUUUUCGGUCCAUCUUGAAGGUGUUAACGUGUUUUUUACACGAGUGCCGUUUUGACUUUGUCAGGUGGCGGUUGAAGAAAAGCAAGGCAUAUCACGCCUGGAACAACUCGUCGAAGAGAUUUCUGAGGUGGAGAGAGCCAAGGAACUCAGAAGGGAGCAGAAGCAGCGAACAAUGAACUGAAAGCAGAGGAAACUGCGAAAAACGAGGAGGUAUUGGAAGAGGAAGAGGUAUGUGUGAACGAGAACGUGGAAGAGACUGAGGAAAUUAAUGGACAUGGCGAUAUAGCUGUGAAGAUGAUGAAGAUGACGGAGGCAGUGGCGGUUCACCGUGCAGUUGUGAAGACUUGAGCAACUGUGAGCGAAGCAAGAGCAAAAAUCGGGUUUUAGGAAUGGUGACUGUGGGUACGUAUCUUUUCCAGGUUACCAGACCCAGUUGCUCAAAGGGUGCCUAACGCCAUCUAAAGGAUAAAUUGCUAUCUAGCGGAUAAGUGUGAAGUAAAUGUGCUGGGCUAUCUGAUGGAUAGGGAUUUAUUUAGUGGAAAGUGUUAUCCAACCUUCAAACAACCGGGGCCAGAUUGUUAGCAUUGAAAACACUUUUCUGUAGCUUGUUACGGAGGAAGUUGAUAAAGUACUUCAGAGUUAAAUCGACGCUAAAAUUGCUAGUUGCCUUUCCUGGUUGAUCUUUUGCGCCUUAAAAUAAGUAUGUAGAAGGUGAGUAGGUGUAUAUUGUCCAUACUUUUCGCUUUACGUUUCCUAAGAAAAUGACGAGGAGAAUAUGUGAAACAAUCGGGAGCUUCUCAUUUUCUUUGUUCUCAUGACCUUAAUGCUUGAUUCAUGGAUGAUGCUGAUAAAUUAGAGUCUAGACGCAGUAUUGGUUUAAGGGUUGACAAGCAUUUGUGCUGUAAUCCCAGCUAUUUUCCUUUCAUUUAUUGACUUGAAGUGAUCUGUUGUAGGUACGUAGCAGAGUACAAUAAAUGGUCCAGGAUGGUACACCAGAGUGGAGACAUGUGUAAUCAUGGCGAAGAUUCUUCGACGUUAGGAGGAGAGGAAGAGGAUAUAUGUACAGAUUGUUUGAGUGGGAGCCCAAUUAGUGGUGGAUCUUCACAGAGCAAUAAUGGAAAGGGAAGAAAGAAGAAGGGCAAAAACAAGGAGAAGAAGGUAAACAUAUAAGCCUCCUAUCCACACCCCUUCACGAUGCUUGAUUAGUUAUCUCUUUUCACUCCCAUGAGCGACCAAGAGAGAAUUUCUCCUAACAGUAUCAAUAGAAUCUCUAUCAGACAAGUGAUGAGAAUAAAGAAAAAUAUCAUUUAGGGGAUUAUAAGUUGAUCCAAUAUCAAAUUCUCUAAACUAACAUCGCAAGAACUGUAUGGCAGACAGUUAGGAGAAUUACUAAUGAGAUCUUGGGAGUUAAAGGGUUAUUGUGCCGUAGUUUCAAUCGUCAUGCAAUCUUGUCACUCUAACAAAGGCGGUCACGCUUUUUUGCCGUGUGAAGCUUGCGUGACUAAAGGGAAGAUACCAAAUGUAAUUUUGCAAAUCGUUACUUUGUCCUUCCUCACCGUUAAGUCAAUGAAAGUAUUCACUCAUUCAUUCAUUCAUUCAUUCUAGUGUUCAAUAUUGUUUUUAUCUAUCUCUUUAGCAAAACUCGCCGAGACAUGAUAAGCAAGAAAAGCUUGUAGAAAAUAUUGAUGACGAAGAAAAACGGCUCCUGAAGCUAAUGGGUUGGAAGGAUGGAGGAACAGAGUCAAUGGUGAGCUAUUUUUAACUAUACUUCCGUCGUUCUAUGGCGAUUUAGGUUUUCUCUGGGAUCCGAUAACCUCAAGGGUAGAAUAUCCCCUGAUCUCAAACUUCCUGUUGCGUCACGAUUUGUGCUUGUUGAAAAAGUAAGCUUAAGUUCAUAUAGUCUUUUUUAAUUUUUAUGUACAGUCUGCUUAAAUCUUCUCCAUCCUUAGCUAUCUUUACUUCCUCCUAGUUUGUCUUUAACAUAUCUUCGUUUGUCUUUAUUAUCGUGUUAGUAUUUUGUAUUCUCCGUCACGUUGUGCACCACUGAGCCAGUUGCGACUGGUCACGCGAUCAUAAAUUAAUGCGAGAGGUUACGUCACACAAAUGUAUAUUGGGAUCGUGAACAACAGGACGCUUUUCUCUAGAUUGGUAUACUAUCGAUUAACCUUUGUCGUCUUUGUUCAUUUUACAUCAUAGGAGUGUUUUUUGUCGGAGGAAGAUCUUUGUAUAUCCGAGCAGGAAAUUCUACGGUUCAAAGCGAACCAAUCGUCAGUGUCACAGCAGCGACGGAAGCUUCGAGAGAAACUUCGACAACAAUUUAACAAUUUGACGCUUAAGGAGGGUCUUAACGUCGCUAUUGUUCAUUAGGCCUUGAUAAAAAUGCACUCACAACAGGAGAUGGGGAGAUGGACGAUACAAAAUGGGCAGCGGAUAGUGGGGAUGGGUGGGAAAGUGACUGUACUAGAGAGACAACUUCCCUGCCCGAUCCAUGUUGGUACAAUGUAGUCACGGGUUUCUGUAGUUACGGUGGAAAGAUUGUGUGUGUGUGUGAUGUUGUUUAUUGUAUGCAGGGGAAGUCUGCAAGGUGUGCAACGACGUAGCAAUGUUAAUAAGGUUCUCCUUUGUUUUAAUUCUUUAUUUUAAUUUUACCCCCUGAUUACACUGUAAAUCAGGAUGAGUUUAUGUGAAAACGGAAAUAAAUCUCUUGAAUCAGAUACCGUCAGAUACUAAACAUCCAGGCUAGAAUCUUUACUCGACUUAUAAAGUCUUUGUUUUUAGUCGUUUUCACCAGAAGCAAAGUUUAUUCACUUGUCUUGGGAAUUUCCCCCGCUAUGGACCUCCGAGUGUCAUUGUAGAAAUACCAAAAUAGUAAUUUGGGUUUGCGGCAAAACGAAAAAUGGAUUUCAAAGACUGUAACUUUUCAUGGGGACUCCUCUUUUGCUUGCUCUUACCUGUUCUUUGAAACUGAUUGCUAUACUUAAGAAUGCCCCUUGCUCGAACUCGUGGUAAGGCGAAAGUGUCUGCCGAGAUGUUUGAUGGAAUAUUUCUUCUAGAACCUGGUGAACAUCUCUUUAAUUAAGGAUUUUAUGCCAGUGUAAUGAACAAUUUCAAUUAAAAGUGAGGAAUGUUAGAGAUUUUGAUAAGACAAUUUUAAUUUUUGCCUAUCUGCCCUUCGUCAAUCUGGUUCUAUGUGUUAAACGGAUAGGGCCUGAUGCCCGGAAGUGGUAGAUCUUAGCUCGGUUUUACUUUAUACCCAUACCUUUAGUAACAAGUAAAGUUCUUAUCGAGGCCAAGAGUUUAAUAACCAAUCACCAAAUCAAAAUGAGUUAUGAAGCAAUCAACUGUCUCUAACCUCCUCAUCUGACGUGUGUGGGUUGGUCACGGAGAGCUUCCUUGGGAAGGUGUCGACUUCACCCGAAGGAAUGGGCAAUUUCAACGGAAAAGUUACGUUUGAAAGGUAUUGUUCCCCUUUAACUUCGUUCCUAGUGCGUUUCUUCUACGUUUACUCAGUAACCUGACUUUAAAAUGCACCUUAUAAAAUGGAGAGCCUUUCCUUUCUCUCUAAUGACUCAGUUCUAAAAUUUGUCGAAGAUGUGAGUUCGUAAUCCAAUUUAAAACCCUCGUACCUUAAUCCUGAGCGUAAACGCACCAAACAAAAGAAAACAAUCCUUUUCGGGACGGUAAACAAACGGGAGUGGAGAGAAGCGGGACCUUGUCUACGUGAGGCAGUACCCUCCCCGCCAGCGUGAAACGAAUGCGAGGUUUCCCCUCUCCCUCCCUCCCUUCCGUUUCAUCUGGGGGGAAGGGUAAGGCUACACGUAGGCCAAACGGGCCUGGAAGGUGGGUUUGAGGUGUGCGUGACCACAAGUGGAUACCGUGUCUCCAGACAACCAAUAGGAGUGACGAAAGAUUAGGAUCAGACUUUGGCUUGGAGUGGUCCACUGUGUAGUGGCGUACUCGAUUUUCGGUUUUGUCUGUUACAAAGAGGCGUCGGUCCAGGGAGUAAUUAAACUGCAAACCUGGCGUUUUUCAGUUCAGUUUAAGAUACGUCAAAACAAGGAAGUUCCGUCUAUUUUUUAUAGUGAAGAUGGAAAGUUACCAGUCGAAACUACCGAGAUCUAUAACUAACGUAACGGUGGGCGUGCUUCUCCGGCUCCAUCUCGUGAAAUUAACUUAUUAUCGAGAUGAUUGAGGGGAAAGUUUGCGACCAGCUUAGGUUAACGAGAUCUGUAGAAGCUGGAAAAGUUUUACCGUUUUAGUUAGAUUUUGAGUUGAAUUUACCGCUCUAACUUCAAAUCAUUAAGGAAAAGAGUUGUUAAUUAAGCACACACCAAUUUUGCCUUGUAGAAGUUGGAAGAUUAACCUGUUUACCUUGAGUCACCUUGUAAACUGAUAAGUUUGAAUCAACCGGAUCGACUGCAACCUUAGAGAUCUGGGGUCUUUCAGGGAAUAAUUGUAAGGGCCUUUCCGCACUGGCGGAAAAGUUGUUUAUCUAGUCAAAUUUCUGUCAUCAACAUUUUACUAGCUCUGCAUAAAAUACUCUGUAUAAGGACCCUUCCUUGAGGCGUAUACAGUCAGUAUACAGAAUUGUAUAAGGUAAAUAUAAGGAUGCGUAAGGUCCGUAUAAUGAUCAGUACACGUCAGGGUAUGCUAAGAAAAUACCUGUUGGUAUGUCGUCACUUGAUGAAUAAAUUGGAGUUGGAAUCCUUUAGCAAACUAUACUGGCGGGUCUUCUGAGCAGAUCAGGCGCUACCGGAAUUUGACAGCUUUGAAAUUUUUACUGCGGAUGCAACAGACGAAAAAAAAUUGUCAUGACGAAAUUUCUCUUUUGAUUUUGUUCAGACUUCCUUAGUUUUGUCCGGUAUAGCAGAAAGGCCGUGAGGCAGCAAAAUAUUUAAUUGACAACAGGAUGCAAAGAUAUCUUUCUUUUUUCGAAGGCAUUUCGUGUCAUUUUCCAAUUUAUUUGUAUUGCCCUUGGGAGAAGUAUUUUAAUAAGCAUAAGUAUAGAGCACGCACGUACUUUUAGUAUUUCCAUUAAUGGUAUAGCAUUUCCGGGCCUUUGUUCCAACUUUACGGAAUUUUUUCAAACAAGGUUCCAGUGCUAACCAAGAAACCUUGAACACUCCUGCCAAAAUCAUCGGGAUCGUCAGAAAGUGAAUGAGAUUACAAACGCCAUCGAACAUUUGACCUGCCUAGUUUUAUAUUGGUCUCAUACUAAUUCUAAAUUGUUUUGUCCAGCGAGUUGUGGAAAAUUAAGUAAAGGAUAAAUUAGAUCUCAGGAGCCAUGACCAGUUAUCAUUUAUCGCCUAAGGGGUCGAAUGAUUUUACUUAUUUAUUUAAUUUUUUGUGGGGGGAUCACAUGGUUUUCAGGGAGAACAGAAGGGAAUCAUUCAUCGCAAGAGACUAUACACGCUCUUAGCCAUCGCUAACGGUGUAUAAAGCAAGGACUAUUGAAAAUUGACUGUCUAUAAGGGGGGGGGGGGGGCGGGGGCCAUUAGAAUAUACACAGCCUAAGGGGAGGUAUCCUAAGGGGAGGUAUCAGGGAAGUUUUAUUGUGACACGACCAAAAUCCUUCAGAAGUUAGAGUACUUUUCUCUGGCGUAUUCAAGAGAUUUUCAGUUUCCUCCGUUUCAAACUUAAAAUGCUACCUUCAAAACAGGACAUUUAUUAUUAUUGAUAUAUUUCAUUGGAAUCUAUAUGUUAAUAGAUCAAGGUAAAUAAGUCCUUCUCAUUUUGUCUUAUAUUUAAACUUAACGGAAAUGAAAGAAAAAUAUAGUCUAACACAAAUUUCUCUCCCUAUAAACAAGUACGGGUAACGGUCUCUUUUCAUGACCGGUUCAAAUAAAUGCAUUCUACGCGCACUUUUUAGAAAUACAGAUCUGACCCGUUAACAAAUGGAAAUUUUCUUUAGAAUCACGCUCUUCUCAAACACGCUCUGUGAAAGUCAGCAAUUGGUCGAGGCCAUUCUCAAGGUCAGCCACUCUUCCGAAAACUGUCUAUCAUCUGAUUAAAAACAUGUCUAUCUACAACUGCAUAAUAAGCCUUUGAAUGUGUGAGGUCAAGGUAAAUUUACACGAUUCUUAGAAAUCUUGCAUAUCGAAUAUGCCAAAGACAACUCUCAUGUAAUUGGUCAAUAUUAAUAGCAUUUCUAUCGCAUGACUACUUUGUAAUUUGUUUUACGCCUGUUUGAUACAUGAAGCGAAAGCCUUAUCGAGCCUUUAAUCAUGGAUAUCAAAACGUUGCUCGCCAAUCUUCAUGAAGAAGUAUCCUGCUCUGUGUGUAUGGUCACAUUUACUGAACCAAAGCAGCUUCCAUGUUUGCACAGCUUUUGCCUCCACUGUUUAGCAGGAAUCCAAAGAAACAGCGGCCGCCAUGAUGUCAUAACAUGUCCUGAGUGUCGAAGGGAGAGUCAAGUCCCUGGUGGAAAUCUUAAAGAUCUGCCCACAAACUUUCGCAUCAACAGCUUACUAGAUGUGUUGGCCAUAAGGGACUGCAAUUCUACUGGAGUCAAAUGCGGAAACUGCGACAAACGCAGAGUAGAAAGUUUCUACUGUUUUCAGUGCUGUUCAUUUUGGUGUGACGAGUGUAUCACUGUGCAUAACUUACUCCGAGCAAAUAAAGACCACCGAGUUCUUGCGCUCAAAGAUUUUGAAGAUCAAGACAUCGAGGAUGUCUUAAAACGACCAGCAUUUUGCCCACGACCGGGCCACGAAAAGAAAGAAUUGGAAUUCUUCUGUAAGAAAUGUGAACAAGCCAUUUGCAGUUCUUGUGUUGCAACCACUCACGAUGGACAUGUUAAGAUACUACUGGAAGAAGCGGCAAAUGAAAAGAAAUUGCAAAUCCUGUCUGAGACUGAAUCCAGAAAAGCUAAAGUGCAAAGAAUGAGAAACAAAAUAUCUCAACUUGACGAAAGCUGUGAUAGAAUCCAAACCCAAGUCGCAAAAGUAAAAAGAAGCGCGCAACAGUUUGCCGAAAGCAUGAUUGCUGUCAUCGAAGCCAAGAAACAGGAAAUCUUUUCUGAAGCGGACCAUGAGGCACAACAGUACCUGGAACGUUUGCGAAUACAAAGGAUCGAGAUUGAAAAUAAAGUAAAAAUGGUCGAAACAGCUGUAGGAAAAUCUGAAACACUAUUACAACGGAGCACAAACGCAGAGCUUGCACAGUUCGAUGACUCACAAAACACAACACUCUUGAAAGGAGUUGAUGAUGAGAGAGAAGGAGUCGACUGCAACCUUGAAUAUUUAAGUGAACUUAUUUUCGAGGAAAACGAAGCUUUGAAGACAAAAGCAAUCCACGAGGGAAUCGGCUCCAUUAGAGCGUUUCUCAGCAAGACCAGAGCGGAUAAAGCAACUGCUGAAGGAAAAGGACUCACUGAGGCGAUCGUUGGAAUUCAAGCGAAAUUUGUCUUGACGACAAGAAAUGCUGAAGGACGACAAUGCCACGACGAGCGUGACCGAGUAACAGUGGAAAUUAAAAAUCAGCAAGGCCAUGACUGUGCGACGGAAGUGCGAGUCCAAGAUAUUAAAGAUGGUAGCUAUAAAGUGGGUUACUUUUCCAAAGAAACUGGAAGAUGUAAGGCAGAAGUUAAACUAAACGAAGAACAUGUUCCAGGCAGUCCAUUUCCGGUUCGAGUGAAACCCAGAAAAUUCAGACCCGUGCUAUCUUUUGGACAACAAGGUUCGUCUGCUGAAAUGUUACUCAAACCCUGGGGAAUGGCAGUGAAUGAACGCGAUGAAAUUGUAGUGACUGAACUCGGUAACAACAGGGUUCAAGUAUUCAGUAGUGAUGGAACUUACUUACGGUCGUUUGGUAGAAAAGGUAAUAAACAGGAAGAAUUUAAUUGCCCAUGCGGAAUAACAAUACAUGAGACUAAUAACAUUAUAGUCGUGGACAGCUGGAACCACCGUGUUCAAUUGUUCAGUGAGCAGGGUGAGUACCUGAGCCAGUUUGGUGGUAAGGGAAAUCUUGAUCACCAGCUGUCUAAGCCUCUCGGUGUAUCUGUAGAUAAUACAGGCAAUAUUAUUGUUGCUGAUAGAGGUAACAAAUCAAUUAAGAUCUUUUCUCCUGACGGCCAUUAUUUAAGUAAAUUCGGGGGUGAGGGUUCUUUUACCUCUCCCGUUCACUGCGUACAAUAUGAAAAAUAUCUGAUAGUGUCAGACAGCGAUGAACAUUGUAUCAAAGUGUUUGAUAGAAAUGGUAAUUUUUUAUACAAAUUUGGAAAUAAGGGGGAAGGGGAUGGAGAGUUCAAUGGCCCUUAUUAUUUAUCAGUUAACAAGGCAGGACACCUGAUGGUUUGUGAUACACGUAAUCACAGAGUACAAGUAUUUGAGCUAAGUGGAAAAUUUGUAACAAAAUUUGGAUCAACAGGAGAGAAAAAAGGAGAAUUUAAUUUCCCUGUCUCUACUGCAGUGCUCAGUGAUGGUCGAAUAUGUGUAUCUGACUGUUGGAACAAUCGCAUUCAGAUAUUUGAAUAG
Messenger RNA from Pocillopora meandrina, 11873 nucleotides. The record is from the annotation of a GenBank genome assembly. Lineage: Eukaryota; Metazoa; Cnidaria; Anthozoa; Scleractinia; Pocilloporidae.